Molecule: messenger RNA, 1442 nt
Organism: Phytophthora infestans T30-4
Lineage: Eukaryota; Oomycota; Peronosporomycetes; Peronosporales; Peronosporaceae
Exons: 6
Coding region: 1-1362 (453 amino acids)
Source: RefSeq, a predicted model, not a curated record
AUGGGGAACAACGGCAGCAGCGCUAAUGGCGCCCGCGCAGGCGAGUGGAAGGGCCCGUUUAGCGACGAAGAGUAUGAGUGUCUGAAGAAUAAAUUUGAAGGAACCAUCGCGACAGCGUCGUCCGAAGCUGCGACAGCGAAUCUUCAGAUGUGGUUGGAGUUGCCGCUGCCUGCCACAGCGCCGGAGGAGCUGACAGCACCGUGUCAUCGUUUGGGCACCGCCUUCUACCAGUUGUGUCUGCAGACGAAAGAUGAUGGAGAAUCUAAUACUGGCAAGCUGGAAAUGGUGAACUUCGCGAAAGGAGUGGCACAAUGCGUUCGAGCGUCGUCGCAGUCAAUCUGUCGGGCUUUGUUCCGCCUGUUUGCGUCCAAUGCUCAAGCCAAUUCCAUGACGGAGCAAGAGCUGAGUCAGUUGCUGUUUGCCUGCUUGAUAAUGGCUGAAGGUGGAGAAGUGGAAGAUGUGGAUCGGAUGGCGGAUGCAGCAAAAGCUCUCGCUCGUGCUGCGUUGCCACCAUCGGCUGGGUCUACCCAGGCGUCUAGUGACGACUUUGUCCGAUGGAUUGGAUCUCAAUUCCCGCUUCUCUACACGAUUUUCAUGUCGUGGAUGGCACGAAAGAGUUUCGAGUCCCUCACAAAGCCAUCGUAUGAGGCGCCGCAGCUGUCGCACACGAGUGGCAUUCUAUCGAGGUCGCAUUUUGUGGCGUUAUCCACGGUAACUACGUCACUCCAAACACCUCUCAGCCGACUCUACACCAGCGCACAGGAUGGACUGAGCUUCAAUCGCCUCAGCUACCACAUCUUAGGAUACUCUGGACCAACCCUGACGAUCAUCCGAGACACUCAAGGAGCCGUAUUUGGUAUGUUCUGCGAUACUGAGUGGAAGGAGUCAAGUCGCUAUUACGGAGGGAACGGCUGCUUCCUUUUCCGUCUGGCGCCAGAGAUUGCCAUUUAUCGAGUAUCUGCGAGUGGAGCCAACGAGAACUACAUGUACCUGAACUCCAAGGGGUUUGCGCUACCACGAGGACUCGGCAUGGGAGGAUCGACAGACAAAUUCAGGUUGUUCCUGAGCGAAGACCUGGACGAGAACAGCUACACAACCGCCAAGUGUUUGUCCUUUGAACCUGGUCGUCUGUCUUCCGGCGAGCAAUUCGUGAUCGAUGCCAUGGAAGUGUGGGGAUGUGGAGGAGAGGAAAGUGACCUGAGACAGAAAGCCCAUCGCCAAGAAACAGCCGACCUGAUCAACCGAGCGCGGAAAGUGGACAAGGCGCAGUUCGUCGGCAAUGACUUUGACAAGGAAAUGUUCCUGGGGAAGACAUUCGGACACGGAACAGACAAAGCUCGCGUCGUCGACGACGAGCAGUAAGCCCAUGGAUGUAAGAGAGAGAGAGAGCCGAGCAUAUUUGUGCAGUUAUAUCAUCAUGAAUGCCUUCUCACAUCUUCAAA